Molecule: messenger RNA, 1089 nt
Organism: Mizuhopecten yessoensis (Yesso scallop)
Lineage: Eukaryota; Metazoa; Mollusca; Bivalvia; Pectinida; Pectinidae
Product: glutaredoxin-related protein 5, mitochondrial-like
Exons: 2
Coding region: 52-504 (150 amino acids)
Source: RefSeq, a predicted model, not a curated record
AAACCGGAAAUGCGCUAGGGCACCUUGACUAAGAAGUACGAUCAUAACAUCAUGAGUGCCCUUCUGAGACGUCUAGUGGUUCCUACCAACAAAUUGACUUAUUCACGAUUGCUCGUAGCUCAUUACUCUGCAAAAACUGGUUCAAAAGAAUUUAUUGAAGCCGUCGUAAAAGACAAACCUGUUGUCGUUUUCAUGAAAGGCACUCCUGCGAUUCCUCGAUGCGGCUUCAGCAAUGCUGUUGUACAGAUUUUACAUGCUCACGGUGUACAACACUACGACGCUCACAAUGUACUGGCUGACGAAGACAUGAGACAAGGUGUGAAAGAUUACACAGAGUGGCCAACAAUUCCACAGGUUUUCUUUGGAGGAGAAUUUAUCGGUGGCUGCGACAUUUUAUUUGAAAUGCACAAAAGCGGAGAACUGGUCAAAGAACUUAAAAAAGUGGGAAUAGAAUCAAUGCUAGUCCACAACGACACAGAGGAAGGGGACACUAAAGAGUCGUGACUUUUACUACGGUUUUAAUUAAGCAAAUUUUGAGGAUCAAAACGAAAUUGUACAUAACCCAAGGAUUCAGAAUGUCUCAUACUUUGCAAUGUAAUACAGGUAUAUAUUCUGUGUGAUUUAUUUGGCUUCAAACUAUGUAAUUGUAAAACAAACAUUUUGGUUAAAAACCAAAAAGGAAUAAUAUCACUCAUCGCUCCUGUUUCCUCUGCUGAUAAUUUUAUUUUGACAUUGAGAAAAUACUGAGAAAUCCUAAUGCAAAUACACGGUAUGUUAAAAUUAAAAAAUGUAGAUAGUACAUAUUUCAAGCAGAUAAUUAAUCUUUUUGUUUACUUAUUGUAAGUAACUUGUAUUUCACAUACAAAUCUGACUUAUGUUAGUUAUUAUUGUGUAAUAAAGUUAACAGUCUUUACCUGGCAUACAUUCAAUUAUUCAUUGUAUAUAAUAAACAUUUAAUUUUUGAAAUUAAUAAAAAAAAUAUAGUUUGAAAGGAACAUAUACAUGUAUAAAGCAAUUUCCAGACUCAAAUUUUAUUUCAUAUACACUCUGUUGAGUGUUCUGUUUAUGUAGUAUUAAAAUCAUAAAAGU